Giardia duodenalis is the source of this 1047-nucleotide messenger RNA. RefSeq lists its product as uncharacterized. Lineage: Eukaryota; Fornicata; Diplomonadida; Hexamitidae. The transcript has a single exon. Bases 1 to 1047 code for a protein of 348 amino acids. The record is from RefSeq and is a predicted model, not a curated record.
AUGGGGCGCUACUGGUCUGGAAGGAUAAGGAUGCUCCUGCUCGUGGGGCUCCCAUGCAUUUUGUGUUCGCUGGCGCUAGGCUCUAUGCCGCGUAAUAUUACGGCUGUCAAGCUGCACAUAGACCGCUGCAGCAAGGAGGAGAGGAAGUUUGGUGCGUGCGUCUUCGAUGAGGCCGCCAGCACCGACUUUAAGAUAUGGGUCGGUGUCAAUAUGACCCUCAUUCUUUUCGUCCUCUAUUACGGCGUCACCCACUCCAUCAGCUGGUUUCAAUGCUUGAAGGAGCACGGCUGUUGCGAUUGCGACAGCUGCGAUUGCUGUUGUUACUGUGAUUGCGACUGUGACUGUGACUGCUGCGAAAGCUUCGACUGCUACGACGCGUGCACAGACGGUUGCCAGGAUCUGGACGGGUUUGUAUAUUUCUACCUCAUGUCAAUCGGAUUGGGGUACUGUGCUCUCGUUGACCUGAUAUGCUACUUUGCAAUGCCGUUUCUUGUCACCGUUGUUUCACUGGGAAAGUGGUACAGGUCUUCCAUGAGCCCUGUGGUCUUCGUGCUAGGCCAGUACAGCGGGUAUGCGUCGCUGUGCAUGGGCGUGGCGUGGAUCCUCACCCUCACCGUCUGCCUCCCGUGUGUGACCUCGCGAAACAAGUGCGUGAGAAGCCUGGCUCCUGUGCUUGGAACCAGUCUUUCCUUCGGGCUCAUCUUCGUCAUCAUCGCCGCCAGCUCCCAGAAGACAAUGGAGAAGCUUAAAGUAGCUCAUCACUUCGAGAAGUAUCAGCUGAUGACCUCCGGGCUCAUCCUCGCGUUCACCAACGUCGUAUGCUAUCUCCUUACGUACCUCAUCGAGCUGCGCAGAAAGCACAUCCAAGAGAGCAACGAGCAGUUUUACGACCUCGACGACGAGUACACUCCUCAGAGCUCGUUCUCUAACGUUACGCAAAGCGGCUCCUAUGCGUACGAGCUGACGCGCUCUCCGGCGGAAGUAACUGACCCAUAUGAUGGCUCGACUCUUACUGUGUCCCGUGCACAACUGAGCACCUUCGUAUAG